Saprolegnia diclina VS20 is the source of this 2327-nucleotide messenger RNA. RefSeq lists its product as hypothetical. The record is from RefSeq and is a predicted model, not a curated record. NCBI's taxonomy places the organism in Eukaryota, Oomycota, Saprolegniomycetes, Saprolegniales, Saprolegniaceae. The coding region runs from base 8 to 2212 and encodes 734 amino acids. The transcript is spliced from 12 exons. Gene Ontology annotation, biological process: endosome organization; retrograde transport, endosome to Golgi; receptor recycling. Gene Ontology annotation, cellular component: recycling endosome; early endosome; trans-Golgi network.
CACGACCAUGGCACGACCGCGCCUCGAGAGCAACACGACCGCCAAGCCCGACGACGACCGCGCCCGCCAUACGAGCCUGCCGCUGCUCGGCCUCCAAUCCUUCCUCAAGCCCAUGGAAGACGCCAAGCGAAGCUUGACGCCCGCCAAGGUGUCUCCGAUCGCAGCACAUGACGAGGCGCCGCUCGACUCGUGCAGCGGCCUCAAGGACCAGUUCCUGCGCCUCAAGCAGAUCUUCCAGAAGACGACACCCGAGACGAGUACCGAGGCCAAGACCGCCGAUGCGGCCAAAGGCCUGCGCCGCCUGAGCUUGGACAACAGCGUGUGGAUCGACCCACGCACGCUCCUGGAUCCGCACGUCUUCCUCUUCAAGCUGUUCGUACACGACCCGUGGUCCAACGGCGCCGAGCGCUGGGUCCUCGACGACGCCUGCUUGCGCGGGUACAUGACGUGCUGGACCAUCGAGACGGGCGGUGAGCUCGUAGUGCUCAUCGCCCGCACUAUCAAAGCGUUGAACGCCAACAUCAACCCCGACAUUGCACUCCAGUGGAUCGGGCGACAGCUCUGGGGCCUCACCAUCACACUACCGCUCGCUCGGAAUCGAGAGCUCACGAUGCAGCAUAUCACCGUCGCAGCGAGUAUCGACGUGGCGCUGGCCAAGAUGGUCAAGGUCGUAUCGCCCGAGCCCAACAAUGCCAACCUCCCGCCACCCACGUCACCCCGAAAAGCGCCGCAUGAAGCGCCGGAAACGGCGUUGGCCGAGGUGUCGUUGGGACCGAGCCACAUGCGAAGUCUCUCGAAUGACACAACGACACCGACGCGGGCGGUGGGGCACAGCCGAAGUUUGUCGAGCGAUGCGACGAGCCAGCACCUCCGAAGCCUCUCGGGGGACCUUCGAGCAGAAGUCCACGACAUUGGUCGGCUCCUCGCGCCGCCGCGGUCCCCGACAUCGUCAUCGAGCUCGUCGACAACGAAAACGUGGCAUGCGCUCACGACGCCCGGCCCCGCGCUGUUGGACGACGACCCAUUUGCCCGCUGCGCACCAGAGAAAACCGGGUGGCUCAAGAAACGCAGCACUGGCUUGAACUCGUGGCAGCUGCGCUGGUUUGAACUCAAGGGCAAUCGACUCUACUACUUCAAGCACGAAAAAGAUGGACUCCCCAAAGGCGCCAUCGUACUCGACAAGGUCUACUGUAUUCGCGGUGCGGCCGGGGACCCGUCGCCAAGCCUCACGAUCUCUCCGUCGGGCGCCAACUCGAUUUGCAUGUUCAAAUUCAGCGACCGACUCGUGCACCACGUCUUCAGUCGCCGAUCCUGUACGCUGCGUGUGCCCGACGACGACGAGAUCGAGCUCAACGCGUGGAUCAACGCCAUCUGCCGUGCGUCGUUCCAGUGCUACCUCAAUGUCCCUACGGCCGACGCCAACGUCGACGAGAACGAGUUGUACAAGUACAGUAGUUUCCAGUAUUUGCGCGAGACGGACCCACUCUUAUGGGAAAUCAACCCCCUCGACCAAAGCGCGAUCAAGAAAAAAGCGUCCGUCGCCCGCACCAAGACUGAGUACACGUACAUCAUGUCCAAGUACGCGCACGUCCUUCGCCACAUUCUCUUGCCGCGAGCACGCCCCAUCAGCAUUGAGCAAACGCUGCGCGACAUCAUUCCGGAGCUGUUUCUCAUCAACAACAUUUUGUACGGGGGUGAAACCGAGAGCAUUGACGACAUCUUUCACGUCCUUGAAGGCUACGUCAAGCGCUUUGCGUCGACCCACGACGCGUGCGUCACUGCGGUGAGCGCGGUCCUUCAAGCCUGUGCGCGCACGAUUGCCGGUGGCGACUCGUUCCUGGUGAUCCGGACGCUCCUUGGCCAUGGCGCUGGCGAUACGCUCAUUCGCCCGGCCGACUCGCACGGCGCGCCCAUCGUGAUUGACAUUUCGAGUGCGACGCCGUCUCUCUUUACGAUCACGCUCUCGAGCGUCUUUGUGUUUCAUUUGCUCGACGACGUCGAGAAGAUGACGGAAGACGACUCGAUCGAACCGCUCUUGCGCGUGCAAACGCUCCACGUCCAAGAGAUGGACCUCCUUCUCGGCAAGUCGACGCGGCACCUCAAGAUACGGCAGCUCGCGGCCGACGACGAGCGAAUAGGAGGCGACCUCGCGAGUGGCAGCAGUCGCAGCACCACGUACGACUAUGGCGCGCUCCUCGACGGUCUCGCGUAGGUAAAAUACCCUCAAGUUAGAAGACGAUCCUAGUCGCUGUCGUUCAAAAUGGUGGACUACAUUGGUCAACACGAAUGGCUAAGAGGGUGACGGGCAUGUCAGACGCCAGCUCUAU